AUGAUGCGGCCCCUGGCCACCCUGGCGGCCACCAUCUGGUUGGCCGCCCCAGCCCACGCCAGCUACGCCUUCUACGUGGGCAAGAACCUCACCGCGGACGGCAGCGUGCUCCUCGGCGGCACGGGCGAGGAGGUCUCCAGCCACUGGCUCCAGCUCUUCCCGGCCCGCGACCACCCGGCCAACGCCACCAUCACCGUCGGCGUCACCAAGGACGCCUCCUUCCCGGGCGAGCUCAUCCAGAUCCCGCAGGUGAACCACACGUUCCGGUACCUGAGCAUGCAGUACUCGGACUACGAGGGCUUUCCCGCGCCGCUGACCAACGGCGGCCUCAACGAGAAGGGCGUCGCCGUGCGCGACGUCUGGGCCGACAACCGCCAGGAGCUGCUGGACAUGACGCCGAACCCGCAGCGGGGCCCGCAGUACAGCGACCAGGCGCGCAUCGUCAUGGAGCGGGCCAGCACGGCGCGCGAGGGGGUCGAGAUCAUCGGGGACCUCAUCAAGCAGUACGGCGACUCCACCUAUGGCGGCAACUCGCAUCUCAUCGCCGACAAGGACGAGGGCUGGGUUGUCUGGGAGAUGGCCGGCGGUGCCGGGCUCUGGGCGGCGCAGCGUCUUGGGCCGAACGAUGUCCGGGUGUCGUAUCCCGGUUACAUCGAAGACUUCCCCGUGGACUUUGCCGAGAACCCCGACUUUAUGGGGUCGGACAACAUCGUCUCGUUCGCCGAGGAGCAGGGCUGGUGGAACGCCAGCUCCGGCAAGCCGUUCAACAUCUUCGACGCCUACGGCCCUCAGGACCCGAGGUACAAGGCCCGCGACGGCGGCUACAAGUUCAUGUCCCAGGCGGCCCUGGAGAACGCCACGCUCGCCAUGGUGCCGCUGACCGAGGAGAAGCUCAUGCAGCGGGUGCGCGACCACCGCAUCGCCGACGACGAGGCCGGCUACGGGCAGGUCGUCCGGCUGCACGCGGACAUCACCGACAGCGACAUGCUGCGGAUCUGGAACGCGCCCACGGGCUCCGUCGCGGCCCCCUUCACGCCCUGGUGGCUCGGCGUGCAGUCCGUCCCGCCCGAGUUCGGCGAGCACAGGUACCUGACCACGGGCGCCUCGAGCAGCUUCCUCAACCCGGACUUCCAGCUGCAGGAGGCCUCGGUCUUUGCCGGGCGCGUGUUCAAGCGCGUGCUGUACUACAUGUGCUCCGACCCGAACCGGUACCUGCCCAUCGUCACCGAGAUGCUCACACAGUUUGAGAACAAGACGCGGGGCCAGGUCGAGGAGUGGGUGGAGAAGUCGGCGUACCUCCUGAUCCAGGAUGGCCAGCGGGAGGCGGCUCAGUCUCUGCUUACCUUCUACUCCCACUCGCGCGCGGCCGCGGCCUUGGACAUUGGUCACACGCUCGGCAGUGCGCUUGAUGGGUACAUCAAGCUGACUGGGCAGUGGCGGUCGCCGGUAGGCAGCGAGAUUAACGACAGCAAUGAGGGCAAGGAGACUGUCAACUGCCUGGUUGGUUAUGAUCCAGACCAGCCUGAAUAUCUGCAGCCACCCUCAGCUCAAAAGCGGUUGUUAGGCCUGUGA
Messenger RNA from Diaporthe batatas, 1572 nucleotides. RefSeq lists its product as uncharacterized. Bases 1 to 1572 code for a protein of 523 amino acids. Gene Ontology annotation, molecular function: cysteine-type exopeptidase activity; dipeptidase activity. Lineage: Eukaryota; Fungi; Ascomycota; Sordariomycetes; Diaporthales; Diaporthaceae. Gene Ontology annotation, biological process: proteolysis. The record is from RefSeq and is a predicted model, not a curated record. The transcript has a single exon.